This is a messenger RNA of Pipistrellus nathusii (Nathusius's pipistrelle), 3786 nucleotides long. The record is from the annotation of a GenBank genome assembly. NCBI's taxonomy places the organism in Eukaryota, Metazoa, Chordata, Mammalia, Chiroptera, Vespertilionidae.
AUGGCGGGAGGGCUUGAGGGCCUGGCCGAGGCCGGGAGCGGGAGCGACGGGAGUCCAGGCCACGAGCUCGAGGUGAUAUUUGGUUUCACAAUGUUUGGGGACCUAUUUGAAGAGGAUUAUUCCAGUGUAUCAAAUAAUCAGUAUGGAAAAGGGAAAAAAUUAAAGGCCAAACCAUUGGAGCCACCUGCUCCUAGAGAAUUUACCAAUUUAAGCGGAAUCAGAAAUCAGGGUGGAACUUGUUACCUCAAUUCCCUUCUUCAGACUCUUCAUUUUACACCUGAAUUCAGAGAAGCUUUGUUUUCUCUUGGCCCAGAAGAGCUUGGCUCUUUAGAGGAAAAGGAUAAUCCUGAUGCAAAGGUUCGAAUCAUACCUUUACAGUUACAGCGGUUGUUUGCUCAGCUCCUGCUCUUAGACCAGGAAGCAGCCUCCACAGCAGACCUCACCGACAGCUUUGGGUGGACGAGCAAUGAGGAAAUGAGACAACAUGAUGUGCAGGAACUGAAUCGAAUUCUCUUUAGUGCUUUGGAAACUUCUUUAGUUGGGACCUCCGGCCAUGACCUCAUCAAUCGUCUAUAUCAUGGGACCAUUGUUAACCAGAUUGUUUGUAAAGAAUGUAAGAAUGUCAGUGAAAAGCAGGAAGACUUCUUAGAUCUAACAGUAGCGGUAAAAAAUGUAACAGGUCUGGAAGAUGCACUCUGGAACAUGUAUGUAGAAGAGGAGGUUUUUGACUGUGACAACUUAUACCACUGUGGAACUUGUGACCGGCUGGUGAAAGCAGCAAAGUCGGCCAAAUUACGUAAGCUGCCUCCCUUUCUUACUGUUUCAUUAUUAAGAUUUAAUUUUGAUUUUGUGAAGUGUGAACGAUACAAGGAAACUAGCUGUUACACAUUCCCUCUUCGGAUCAAUCUCAAGCCUUUUUGUGAACAGAGUGAACUGGAUGACUUGGAAUACAUGUAUGACCUCUUCUCAGUUAUUAUACACAAAGGUGGUUGCUAUGGAGGGCACUAUCAUGUGUAUAUUAAAGAUGUCGAUCAUUUGGGAAACUGGCAAUUUCAGGAGGAAAAAAGUAAACCAGAUAUGAAUUUGAAAGAUCUUCAGAAUGAAGAAGAGAUUGAUGAUCCACUAAUGAUUAUAAAAGCAAUCUUAUCACAGGAGGAGAGUAAUCUGAUUCUUGUUGAUCUGCUGGGCCAGAAACUUUUGAAAAAAAUAGGAAUAUCUUGGAACAAGAAGUACAGAAAACAGUAUGGACCACUGCGAAAGUUCUUACAGCUUCAUUCUCAGAUCUUCCUACUAAGUUCAGAUGAAAGUACAGUUAGUCUAUUGAAGAACUCUUCUCUGCAGCCUGAGUCUGAUUUCCAAAGGAAGGAUCAACAAAUUUUCAAGACACUUACUUCAGAAUCCCCAGGAUUAAAUGAUAGAAUCUCCUGUUCCCACUGGUUUGAUAUAAAUGAUUCCAAGGUCCAACCCAUUGAGGAAAAGGAUAUUGAACAGCAAUUUCAGGGCAAAGAGAGUGCCUAUAUGUUGUUUUACCGGAAAUCCCAGUUGCAGAGACCAUCUGAAGCUCGAGCUAAUCCAAGAUACAAGGUUCCAUGUCAUUUACUGAAUGAAAUGGAUGCAGCUAACAUUGAACUGCAAACAAAAAGGGCAGAAUAUGAUUCUACAAACAAUAACUUUGAAUUGCAUCUCCACCUGGGCCCUCAUUAUCAUUUCUUCAAUGGGGCCCUGCACCCAGUAGUCUCUCAAACAGAAAGCGUGUGGGAUUUAACCUUUGAUAAAAGAAAAACUUUGGGAGAUCUUCGACAAUCAAUAUUCCAGCUGUUAGAAUUUUGGGAAGGAGACAUGGUCCUUAGUGUUGCAAAGUUUGUACCAGCAGGACUUCACGUCUAUCAGACACUUGAUGGAGAUGACCUGACACUGUGUGACCUUGAAAUUGCUGAUGAGGAAGACAUCUUUGUAUGGAAUGGAGUGGAGGUUGGUGGAAUCCAGAUUCCCACUGGUAGUGACUGUGAACCUCUGCUUUUAAAUGUUCUUCAUCUGGCAACAGGCAGUGAAGAGUGCCGGCAGUUGGUAGAAUCUCCACAGGUCUUCCCAGCUAAUGCAGAAGUGGGCACAGUAUUCACAGCCUUAGCAAUGCCAGGAGGUGUCAUCUUUACCAGCAAUACUGAGUCUGUAGGUGGGGAGAGCUGGACUGCCAUUCCCAAGGAGGACUUGAAGAAGACCUUCAGAGAACAAGGCCUCAGAAAUGGAAGCUCAAUUCUGAUUCAGGAUUCCAGUAAUGAUAAUAACAGUUUGUUGACCAAACAAGGGAAAUGGAUCACUAGUAUGAAUGAGGUCGACUGGGUCCAAGUUAAUAAUUUAUGUCAAUUGGAAUCUGAAGAGGAGAAAGUUAAAAUAUCAGCAACUGUUAACACAGUGGUGUUUGAUAUUCGAAUUAAAGCCAUAAAGGAAUUAAAAUUAAUGAAGGAACUAGCUGAAAACAGCUGUUUGAGACCUAUUGAUAGAAAUGGGAAGCUUCUUUGUCCAGUGCCAGACAGUUACACAUUGAAAGAAGCAGAAUUGAAGAUGGGGAGUUCACUGGGACUCUGUCCUGGAAGAGCACCAACUUCCUCUCAGCUGUUCCUGUUUUUCGCUAUGGGGAGUGAUAUCCAGCCCGGGUCUGAGAUGGAAAUCAUAGUAGAAGAAACAAUCUCUGUGAAAGAAUGUUUGAAGACAAUGCUGGAGAAAUUUGGCCUAUCAGGUGACACAUGGCACUUGAGAAAAAUGGAUUGGUGCUAUGAAGCUGGGGAGCCUUUGUGUGAAGAAGAUGCAACAUUGAAAGAGCUUAUGAUAUGUUCGGGAGACACUCUGCUUUUAAUUGAAGGGAAACUUCUUCCUCCGGGUCUCCUGAAGGUGCCCAUCUGGUGGUACCAGCCUCCAGGGCCCAAGGGUCAGGGGAAGAGACAUCUGGACCAGAGGAAUGGUACCCCUUCUCAAGGCGAGGUCUGGAGAGCUACUUCCACCCCAGGUGCUGCUGGUGAUGUGCAUGCAGAUGUUCCCCUCUGCUAUCUGGGAGACGUUGAAAUCUCAGAAGAUGCCACCUUGGCAGAGCUGAAAGCUCAGGCUAUGACGUUGCCCUCCUUGUUGGAGUUUUUCAUCCGGUCCCCUGCCUUCCUCAGAGCCUGGACAGUGGACAGUAAACGCCUUGGGAGGCUUUUACGAAAAAACCAGCAGCAGCUCAGGGACUAUAAGUUGGGGAGGAGAACCGAGAUCUGCUUAGAGCCCCUUCAGAAAGAAGAAGACUUAGGCCCUCAGGACAUGCUGCUGAGGACACAGAUGCGCCUCCCUGGCGAACGGGCAUAUGCCCUGCCCGUGGACAUGGUGUGGGACGCUGCCCGGGCCACGGCCAGCUCCCUGCGGCAACGAGUGGCUGACUUCUAUUCCCUUCCUGUAGAGAAGAUCGAAAUUGCCAAAUACUUUCCUGACAAGUUUGAGUGGCUUCCAGUGUCCAGCUGGAACCAGCAAAUUACCAAGAGGAAAAAGAAGAAAAAGCAAGAUAAUUUGCAGGGGGCACCUUAUUACUUGAAAGAUGGAGAUAUUAUUGGUAUUAAGAAUCUCCUGGUGGAAGAUGACGGUGACUUCAGCACAGUCCGAGAUGACAUUGGGAGGGAGGACCCUGCUCUGGGGAAAAGGAAAAGCCAGGAAGCGCUUCGCGUGCAGAGCAGCAGCGUUCUCUCCGGUGCGGGCACACCUGGCCGGCCCCACAGACCAGAAGCUUCCCUGUCCAUCCACGUGGGCAGUUUCAGAUAG